Messenger RNA from Bursaphelenchus okinawaensis, 606 nucleotides. The record is from the annotation of a GenBank genome assembly. NCBI's taxonomy places the organism in Eukaryota, Metazoa, Nematoda, Chromadorea, Rhabditida, Aphelenchoididae.
AUGUCACGUUGUUUCACGUUACUCUUGGUUUGUAAGUUAUUCUUUUGUGAUUUCCACUUCCAUUGAAGUUAUAUUGUGUUAUCUUAAUGUAUCUCGCUUUUUGGGAAAUAAUUUUCCGGAAUGGCAGCAAUUACUGCACUGGGAGUGUAAACAUAUAAUUAUGAGAAAAUUUGUUAUUGUAGCAUUAUGUUUUCAACUACAAUAUGCACUUAAAUUUGGUGUUUCAUACGGUUCAAAGGUGCUAUUGUAUCCAUAGUGUAUGUUUUAUGUAAUAGUAGUAUGUUAGCUGUUUUUUGCGACUUUACUGUGGUUUCUGCAGUACAUUUUACACUGUAAUAUAACACUUUAAUAUAAUCAUUUGUUUCAGGGCUGACAUUUGUAAUCAUAACGGAACAGUCGACACUCCGGCCGCCAUCCAAACGCCUCAACUUCAACUUCAUGAGGACAUGGCAGCCCUUUAACGGUGCCCCCAUCCCCUCCUACAACUCACAUCCAGAACGUCAGAAUGUGGUACAAAGGGCGAUCGACUCGCCACGGCGACGAAUCCACAACCGACUUCUUUGUAUGGCAGCUUUAGCAAAUCCGAUCGCUUGUGCCGGAGUGUGA